AAUCAGCUUAGAAUUAAUAGUGCAUAUUUCGUCAAUAUUUGGAAAGCAAAAUUAGUUUAAUCUGUCAAGCCAUGAUCUCUAAAUUCUAAAACCGAAUCUUCAUCCUCAGCUUGUGACCACCGGCAAAUAUAUAUUUCUAAUUUGGUACCCUUAACCUAAUUGUCAAAACAUGGUAAACUGGGCUUUUCUAAACACGAAAUAGUUUAGUAGUUUGCUAACGAAACUUAAAUUUGGGAGGCGAAACCAGUUUGUUCAAUACUAACAUUUUUAAUGGUUACAAAUUGUGCUUCAACAAAUUACAGUAGUAAAUAAAACAUAAUCAUUUUCCCCCUUAUAUAAUCUAUAAAAAAGUUUUGAGCUACUGUACUUAGAGUUUUGAGUAUUUACAAUUGUUUUGGGAAAAAAUUCACCUGAAAACAUUAACACGCUCAAUAUAACUAUUGGAAAUAACCAUAUGUCAUCAGAGUUCACAACAUAAACGUCAAUGUUGUCGACAGAUUCUAACCUAUAAAAUGACAAUUUCUGCAGCAUAAACGUGUUUUAAAGAAGACGCUAUAAUUUUCUAAAUCCUGUGGUUAACUCCUAGACAAUGAUAACUCGUGCCUCUGAUAUCUCAGGUAGUUUCGGACCUACGUCACUGUAUGAAGUAACUCCCGAUAGGAAAACUGCUCUCCAGAUCAAAGCCAGAGAUACACAACUCAAGAAAGAACUCAAGGCGCUCGCAAAGGCAGAGGGAAUUAACACUCGUUCUCUACAGGCUAGAGAAUUGCAGUUUCGAACAAAAUAUGAAAAAUAUCUGACAAGGGGGAAUUUUGAGACAUCGCUCUUGAAGAAAGAUGUUUUCAAAAAGGUUGCACAAGAGGAUGGAGAAUCAAUUACAAGUGGUUUGGAGCAUACUCCUCUCCACAAGCUGAUCUACACCAAGGGUGAGGUGGAUGUGGAGAAGGUUGUGUGCCUCCAUCUGCUAACAGUGCAACAGCUGAGCAUCCCUUCUCACAUGGACAAGAGGAAUCUGAAAAUGUUUCCAAAGCGCUCUAAGCCAAACAUACUUGAAGCUUCAGCUUUGCCAUUUUACACUGUGGAAAUCGUGCAUCAAGUUGACACGGAAGUGAAGAUAGAGCUGAAAGAGAGCCAGGACGUCAUUAUUCUAGUCAACACCAACAUAGAAAAGUUAGUUGUUUCAAUAUUAGAAGUUCUUGCGAUUGUAAGUCCUCAAAAAUUACAAAAAGUUAAGGAGAUAUGUUCCAAUAAAAGAUCUAUUCAAGAAAUAAUGAUCAGAACUAAGAACUGCAAUUUUUUGGCACAAGCAAAGGAUUCUCCGGUGCUUCUCAAGAUGGAGAAUUAUCGAUUAGAAAUUGCUAGAUUUCCAAGAGGAACCUUUCUCUGA
Molecule: messenger RNA, 1387 nt
Organism: Homalodisca vitripennis (glassy-winged sharpshooter)
Lineage: Eukaryota; Metazoa; Arthropoda; Insecta; Hemiptera; Cicadellidae
Exons: 4
Coding region: 590-1387 (265 amino acids)
Source: RefSeq, a predicted model, not a curated record